Suillus clintonianus is the source of this 1781-nucleotide messenger RNA. RefSeq lists its product as uncharacterized. Bases 297 to 1688 code for a protein of 463 amino acids. Lineage: Eukaryota; Fungi; Basidiomycota; Agaricomycetes; Boletales; Suillaceae. The record is from RefSeq and is a predicted model, not a curated record. The transcript is spliced from 3 exons.
UGCAUGCAGCCGUUCAUGUCGUUUGGCGUGUCAGUCUUGCUUAACCGUCAAGUCGGAGAUCGACAAGACCUGGCAUAUCGCUUCGAUACAGACCUUCCAAGUACUGGAUAUCAAAUCAUAUCAACACCAGCCACCAACCAAUGUACAGGACUUGGUCGAUCACUCACUGUUCGUACUACGUGGUCCAUCUUUUUCAAAGGCGCCCGUGAGGCUGUGGCUAGCGCUUAAUCCUUGCCCUGCCCUUAACGAGGGAGAUAACAGAGUAGCAUCAGCAUGCCCUCAAUUCUACAAUCGCAAUGACUCUCCUGCAGGCCUACGCUGUCCUUGUAUACAUUCAGCUUGUUUGCGCCUCACUCCCGAGUCUCAACGAUACCAGUAUCAUCCAUACACUCGAUACCAGCGACUCCCCAUGCAGCAAUAGCACCAGAACCUUGUGGAACAUUCUGUUGAGCUGUGGCUUGACCCUUUUUGCAUGCACAUGGACUGCGAUCCAUACAAACAUUCCGGGCAUGGAGGAGAGCAGAGUCGCCAUUACCUCUCGUCGUGUGUUCCUCAUGGUCGCGGCGUUGAUCGCCCCAGAACUCAUGAUCACCUGGGCCACGCGGCAGUUUUUCAGCGCUCGUGCUACCGCAAAGAAAUUUAAUAAUGAAUUUGGUGCACAACGUGCCCAGACCCAUAGCGGCGAUCGAGAUAUAUCAGAGGGCACAGCUACAUUGUUCAGUGACAUUCGUGAAAGUUCAAGCACUCCCAGACCUGCAGAAGAGUUUAAAGAAUGGACAAUGACCCAUGGGUUCUUCGCAUGGAUGGGUGGAUUUAUGCUCUACGUUGAUGGCAAGCCGCGAGUCACUCUUACUCCCCAUGAACUCCUGGAGUUUGUUGGUGACGGAUACGUGGACAUGCCUCUUAUCUCGGAGGCAGAGAUAAACGAUCGAAGUAAGGGUGAUGGAUUAUCAAAAGCAAUCGCCCUUCUUCAGCUGGCGUGGUUUGUCGUCCAGCUCGUCGCUCGCUACGGUCAGAACCUUCCAAUCACCCUGCUUGAAAUCGACACUCUGGCUGUAGCAGCUUUGACCUGCGUUGCAUAUGGCUUGUGGUGGAAGAAGCCCAAGGAUGUGGGAUGCCCUUACAUCAUUCAUUGGAAGGCAAGAAUAUCACCGAGCGACUUAACCUACGACGAGGCAGAUGUGGGUUUCUUCCAAGCAGGCUGGGCACGCUCUUCGAUAUAUAUCGUGUAUCCCUUUGGCAGUCUUAUAGGCGUUAAUGUUUCCAUGUUCGACCCCGCUCCCCGUUCUCAUCAGGUUGUAUCUCUAGGUGGCUAUGGUAAGUAUCAUGAUAUGAUCGUACUUCUCAUUGGAUGUUUCAGUGGUAUGGUGUUUGGAGGGAUACAUUGUCUGGGCUGGAAUUACUUGUUCCAGAGACACGCAGAACACAUAUUAUGGCGUACGGCUUCCCUUGGGAUAGUAUGUGCACCGGUACCUCUCUUUCUUGCUAUUCGGUAUGCUAUGUGGAUGGGCAAUAUGGGGGAUUUUGGCAUGGCGAGCGAGAUACUCGUUCUGUUGAUCAGCCCCUUCAUAUAUAUUGUUGCACGCAUUACACUAAUUGUACUCAUGAUGCUGAGCUUACGAUCGCUGCCUCUUGGCGUAUAUGACACGGUAGCUUGGACCACGUUUAUUCCACAUUUCAAUAUGUAGUUUCAUUACAUCGUUGUAUCAGAGUACUGUUUUUUCUGGGAUCACUGUCAGAAUUGGAGGCCCGGGUGCGAAUACGGAUAAGUUCAACAUAGC